AUGGAAGUAAUAACAACAUUCAAAGUUUAUAGUACAAUUACUGGUGUUCUUGGUAUUUUUCUAAAUGCAAUAUUACUGUACUUGGCAGUUUUUAAAUCACCAUCAACUUUGAAAUCUUAUUCAAUUCUAAUUAUCAAUUUUGCCAUAACUGACCUGCUCGCUUCGAUUUUCACUCUUAUUGUUAUGGCAAGAUUGGUGCCAAUGGGCACAGCGACAGCUCAGAUCUCGUACGGAUUAUGCACUUUAUUUGGGCCGACUGUUUGCUAUAUUGGGUAAGUUUCAUAGUCUUAAUGCGAAUGUAUCAUAAAAUUGUUCAGAUGUGGUUUAAUGUUUCAUUUUUUCGUUUUUUCGCAAUAUUCUCUUCUCUUAUCAUUCAGUUAUCGUUAUUAUAUUUUGGAAAAUCCCUCACCUAAAGUUAAAACAAUUGUUGGCCUCAUAUCAAUUAUUUAUCUUCCUGCACUUUUUCAUGCUUCAUGUUUUAUGUUCAAUCAAUCAGAUGCACAAGCCGUUAUGGAUAUUUAUUUAGAACUUUAUCCAAAUGACACAAUUGUGCUAAACCAAGUCACUGGGAAUUUAGACACAACUAGUUUCACAGCAACAUUCCCUGUUCUACACAUGGUUCUCUCCCCGAUUCCAAUUACAAUUUCAAUUCUUAUCAUUCGCCGGAAAAUUAUAAAAGUUCUUCAAAAAACAAUGGAACAUUUGAGAAAAGAGACAAAAGCGUUGCAUAAACAACUUCUUACUGCUCUAACAAUUCAAGCUGGUCUUCCAGCAUUUUUUGCAUUGGGUGUUUUUAUGUUCGCACUGGAAGGUGCAGGAUUAGUUCAAAAUCCUGGUAUAGAAUGUAUAAUUUCUGCUUCCGAAUGUAUAAUUCCAGUUUUAUCACCAAUUGUCUAUCUCUAUUUUGUUUCACCCUACCGACGUGCUCUGCUAAAAAUAACAGGAAAUGCUCCAACUGUUUCAGUAUCUGAAGUCACAAUCACCGUAACAUCAAAUGUUCAGAAAGAAAAAACAAUAACAACGGUUACAAAUUGA
Messenger RNA from Caenorhabditis angaria, 1035 nucleotides. The record is from the annotation of a GenBank genome assembly. Lineage: Eukaryota; Metazoa; Nematoda; Chromadorea; Rhabditida; Rhabditidae.